Aspergillus sclerotioniger CBS 115572 is the source of this 372-nucleotide messenger RNA. RefSeq lists its product as uncharacterized. Bases 93 to 305 code for a protein of 70 amino acids. The transcript has a single exon. The record is from RefSeq and is a predicted model, not a curated record. NCBI's taxonomy places the organism in Eukaryota, Fungi, Ascomycota, Eurotiomycetes, Eurotiales, Aspergillaceae.
CAUGUCCACUCUUUCCGGUGGUUCUCGUGAUCGAUGGACGUGUUCGGUGGUGGAAAGUUAAGGAUGUGGGCUAGGUUGAAGAAAACGCGCCGAUGUUGGUAUUCGUUGGUGAAGCGGCCUUUGUACACACGGUAGAUGUGUCUGGGGUGGCUGUUGGAGUACUGCUUUGUAAAGGAUUCCGGCUGCGCUGUCGGUGCAUGUCUUGUUCGUUGAGGAUGAUGUCUCUGUGGGACCUCUGCAUUUCAAGGUCUUUCCAUCUGAAGCCUUGUUCUUUGGACAGCGCUGUGGAAUGUUCUGAGCUGUGACAGUCUUAGGUGGCUUAUGAGGGUGUCGCACUCUUGCAGUAGCUCGGGACCUGCUGCAUGGUGGAUG